AUGGGAUUUUUGACAUUCCUUGCUGGCAAGAGCAAGAAGGCAACAGCCAAAAUUAAGGACAAGAAGGACAAUGUGGAUGUCAAGGAAAAGAAGCAGAAGACUAAACGGGUAUUGAAGACUGAGAAUGCAGAAGCUGUUGAGAAUUACAUGGCGUGUUUGAACAGACAUGGGUCAGUGGAUGAAAUGCUCAAAUUAUUUACUUCAGAGAAUGCCAAAAUAAAAUUUGAUGAUAGCCCUUCGAUGACAGCUCUGGGACUAGUCACUGAAAUUCGCAACUGCUACCUUGGCUUUGGUGAUCUCAAGUUCAACUAUGAAUCCAUCAAAGAAGUCAAGCCUGGCCAAGUCUUGGUAGAAGACUUGGUUGUGACAGGUACCCACACACAGGACUUUCAGUUUGCAAACUUCCCUGUCAUCCCCAGGACCAACAAGCAUGUUCUCUUGGAUCCUGAAAGGCUGUGGUUUACCAUGAAGGAUGGAAAGAUUUACAAGCAGGAGAUUACGGCACUGGGAAAUCUGACAGGCCCACCUGGAAUGUAUUUGCUUGUCGGUGGAAGACUUGAGCCCCCUGCUCAAGAUUGA
Molecule: messenger RNA, 579 nt
Organism: Seminavis robusta
Lineage: Eukaryota; Bacillariophyta; Bacillariophyceae; Naviculales; Naviculaceae
Source: the annotation of a GenBank genome assembly